Molecule: messenger RNA, 3239 nt
Organism: Trichobilharzia szidati
Lineage: Eukaryota; Metazoa; Platyhelminthes; Trematoda; Strigeidida; Schistosomatidae
Source: the annotation of a GenBank genome assembly
AAACAUUAAUACUACAAUUACGAAUAAUAAUACUCUUUACAAUGACACACGAUAUAAUAAUAAUAAUACAACGUUAAAUGACCCUUUAUUACAUUUGGAUCGACGUUAUUGGUGUCUAUGCUUAAUGAUAUUUUCGAUAGCUACACUAUUUGGAAAUUCUCUAGUUGUACUCAGUGUGAUAAGAGAACGUUCAUUGAGAAAUGCAACAAAUUGGUUUAUAGUCAGCUUAGCUAUUGCUGAUAUUAGUUUAGCUAUAUUGGUUAUGCCAUUGGCUACAUGGUUAGAGGUUGUCAAUGGUUACUGGGUGUUCGGAACAGUUAUCUGUGAUAUAUUCAUUAUGUUCGAUGUAUUAUUUUGUACAGCAUCAAUUCUCAAUUUAGUGGCUAUCUGUCUAGACAGGUAUUUAGCUGUUACAAAACCAAUUGUUUAUGCAAAGCAUAACAACAUGCGUAGAGUUCAAAUCUCAAUAGCUUUAGUAUGGAUUGUCUCCUUUUUAAUAGCUAUCCCGCUAGUCUGCGGUCUAAAUAUUAAUACGCAUAAGGAUCCAACCAUAUGUCAAUCGUUUAAUGCUCUCUACAUCAUAUGUUCAUCAUUAGGCUCAUUUUAUUUACCAGCUAUAAUAUUAAUUGUUGUAUAUCAACGUAUAUUUGCACUGAUUAAACAACGUCAUAAGUCCCUGCGUUUAACACAAACAUCAGCACAUCAUCCACAACAGCCGACACCGACACCAUCACAUCAUCACCACCAGCAGAACAAAUCACAAUCUAGAAAACAUCAGCAACAACAAACCUCAUUAAAACAACAUCAAUUCAAUGACUCCUCAACAAUUCAAUUAACUGACAUUACAAGUUCAAAUAAAGAACAAAAUAAUUUAAAAGUAAAAAAUAAAAUUCAUAGUAAAAAUAAUUCAGAUCAGGAAAUUAAUCUUUUGGAGAAUAAAUAUCCCACAUUAACAACAACAAUGACAACAACAACGGCAGCAACUGCGAUUACACUUACUAGAAUAGAUAAAAAAGAACCUUCACACUUGAUUCCGAGUGAUUAUAAUUGUACAAUAAGUUCAUUUACACAAUCAGAUCAUGAAUUCAUCGAGGAAGAAGAAGGAAUAACUGAAAAUCUCUCUGAUGAUAUCCAUUUUGAAGGCCCUCGUUUAGAUAUACCAUCACCAAAUUUAAAUUAUAAUUUAGAUCGAUACAUAUUACCUUGUAAUCAGACUACCUCUAUUGAUUAUUUAAAAGUAACCAAUCAGAAUUCAGUCCCAGCUGCAACAACCUUGAAUAGUGUAGAUAAUCGAUACAAUGAUUCACUUAUUAUACCUGAUAGAAUAGAUUUAAAAAUUUUAAAAUCCUUUGAAUCACCAAAAUAUGUGAGAUGUAGCUCAAGUAGAUCAUCAUCAGCCUCAUCAUUAUGUUCACCGUUUGCAAUAGAAGAUUAUAAUGAAAUCACUUUCACAUGUUGUCAUCUUGAACAUUAUGAUAGUUUAUCUACUGAAAAUACACCUUCAAGGUCAUCUUUAGGUAAAGAAUGCAUUGUAGAACAUGGUGAAGAAAAAGAUCGCCGGGAGGAAGAACAAAGUUUGCCUAAUCUUACUGUACAUAUGCCAAUAGGAAAUUCUCAAUUAUCAGUUCAAACACCGAAUACACCAUGUUCAAUGAUUCAACGUAUACCUGAUUAUAAUGUAAGUUAUAAUAACAGUAAUCUUUCAGAGAUACAUAAAUCAUCAUGUCAACAUCAAAUCCCUCUUAAAUCAUCAAAUAUUAUAAAUUUAUUUACUCUACCAAGAAUCAAAACUUGUUUAAAUUGUACAAAAACGCAUAGCAGUUCAAUAUCCUCAUCAAGUGAUGCAGAAUAUUCUUGGCCACAGAUUAGUGAAUGUAUUGGACAAAGUUCAGCAGAUGCUGUAGAUGACGAUUAUGUACAGGUUAGAAAUGAUUCAGCUGAGCAGAAUUAUCGAUGUACAGCAACAAUAACUGACAGUGACAAUGAAGAAGAAGACGAUGAUGAUGAUGAUGUUGAUGAUGAAGAAGAAGAUUACGACGAAGAUAUUCAUGAAGGAUUGUUAUUCACUGAUGAAAAUACUACUACUAUUUGUGAACUUUGUCGUAAUGAAAUCAGCUCAAAAUCUUUUUGUGUAUAUAAUUUUAAUGAAUUAUGUAAUUGUAUUGAUGAUUAUCAUAAUGAGUCAAUUGUAUUUCAGUAUAGAUGUCAACCAGAUGAAAAUUUCUGCCAACAAUACAUAAAUCAUACACCAAAUGGUGAUGUUUAUAAAACCGAUCUUAUUAAUCAUAAUAAAAUUUGUCAUACUAGAACAGUGAAAGUUAAACAGAUUAAAACAAAUUUAUCACAAAAAAAGAAAUUUAAUUUUCGCAUUGAAUUCUGUAAAUAUCUAUCAUUAUUCAAUGAUAAAUUUAAACAAAGUAAUCAGAUAAUUGCGCGAAAUUUACAUCGAGCGCGUAAAUCGAAGUGUUUUAAAUCACAAAAUUUAAACAAGCGGUAUAAUAAUCAUAAUAAUAACAGUAGUCAAAAAACUAUAAUUACUUCAAACAAAAGUUCUCGAGGAAAUUUCAGUAGUAAAAUGGAUAAUCAGAAGACAGAUAUUACUACUAUCGAUCCUUCUCCAACAUCUCCAGUGGAUUUAGAUUCAAGUAGUGGGAAAUCUACACGGAAACAAUGUCUUAACAAUAGUCCAAAAUAUACUUCAACGAGAAAUAAGAAUGUUCUGUCACAAAAAGAGAAAAAAGCGACGAAAACAUUGGCUAUUGUUUUAGGUGUCUUUCUUGCCUGUUGGUUACCAUUUUUUUCAAUCAAUGUCAGUCUUGGAUUAUGCAUUUACCUUGGACCAGAUCAAUACGGGUUUUGUGAAACGGCUGGUAGCUUGAUGUCCUCAUGCACAUGGCUUGGUUAUGUGAAUUCAGCAUUGAAUCCAGUCAUCUAUACUAUAUUCAAUUUGGAAUUUCGUAAUGCAUUUAAAAAACUUUUACAUAUCAAUUAGAAAAAAAAGCGAAAAUGGCGGCGAAAAACAGUGCUCAUUGAGGAGAAGGCGACAUUGAGAACUCUGAAAUCAAUACAUAACAGAUAACGAAUGAAAAAGAAAUCACAGGGAUCCUAACUAACUAAGUAACUCACUCACUCACGAACUAACUAACUAACUAAAUAAUUAAUUGAUUAUUUAACAGAUUCCUGUAUUUUUUACUUAUAAUGUAUAAAAACCACAAUAAAUAAUUAAUUUGAGACAGUGA